Molecule: messenger RNA, 2444 nt
Organism: Zea mays
Lineage: Eukaryota; Viridiplantae; Streptophyta; Magnoliopsida; Poales; Poaceae
Exons: 4
Coding region: 1310-1936 (208 amino acids)
Source: RefSeq, a predicted model, not a curated record
AGCCAAAAUGAUUCCACGGUCAACUGUCAACCAUUAGGGGCUACGAUUGGGACGACGAGCUCUUGCCAUGCCAUGCCGGUUGCCAUUGGUGGAGAUAGCCUCGUCCGUUCGUGCAAGUGCCAUCAUUCCGCAACGCGUGCUAUCCUGCCGCGCCGCCGGCAGGCUCGCCACUAGGGUUGGUCAAGUCAACGGCACGGCCGAGGAGAUGAGCGACACCGGAAAGCGGUGCGUGCGGCGUUCCUCCCGCCGACGCGACGUGCGGUGCGCGGCCGCGGCCGAAGAAACGGCGGAUUCGGACGGGUCGCUUCGCUGGUGAGAAUGCAGCAGCUAGUUGCCGUUGAGGCACAUGCACACUUCCGUAAUCCACUAAUCCGCACGCGGCGGCGAAGUCCAACGAGGAGGGCCGGCCCCGGCGGCGCCCGGGGACCACCCGAGAGAUGCCCCCCACCUCGUUGCGGGGCCCUAGCGCAGGGAGGCAUGCAUCGGCUCCCGGCAUCUUCUUUCUACUGGGCGCGCUGGCCCAGCCCGUGCCCAACUCCCGAGAAUGGCCGGGCGGGACGGCGCCACCCGACGUCGACGUCGCCGUCGCGCUGCCUCCUCGCGGACGCAAAGACAACAUAGAGAGAUAGAGAGAGUUGAAAGGUGCAAAGGCGGGGCUGGCGAGUGCCGAUUCCGCGCAAUCCUAGUUGCUCUUUGCUCCUGUCGUCCUCCCGGUCUUUCUCAAGUUUCCCUUCGGCUUUCGCCACUUAAUUCAUGUGUUACCUGGCCAUUACGGGUGGCUUAAAGCGACGCUAAAAGAUUUGCAUCAGGCAUGGCCUGGCACAUAAACAACCGCAGCAUCCCGGGUGGUGGCUGGUGCGGGGCGAUUAGGAAUCCAGAGCGGCCCCGCGGUGACGCAUGAUUCUUUCCGUGCAGGCUUUCCUAGCUCUCCCACCUUCCGCAAACGGGUCCUAUCUGGCUGACCACGCGAACCCGCCACCCCCCAACCGGUCAAUUCGUCCAGCUCCAGCCACUCGAUCAGCAUGCCGGGAUCCGAAUUCGGAGCCUCUCCUUUUACCGAUUCCCUCUUCUUCUUCCUCCAGUCCCCGCACCCCUCUCCCCGCCUUCGAUUACGCCACGAUAAAAUAGCUAAACUACUAGCAUGCGAGUGGGCGUGUCCAUGUGAUUGUUCAGCGUCCAGAGAUAGGUUCAGAUGACACGAGCAAUUAUUUUUCGCUAAGACGUCGAGAUAGGCAGCAGAGCAGACAGCCCGCGCGCGGAAUUGAAUUACUAGUCGGAUUAGGUGGGCAACCACGGAGUUGAGCGCGCGAUGGAGAAGGGGAGCAGCGGGCCGUCCUGCCGCGCCGCCAUCUGUGGCAUCGUCGUGCUCCUCUGCGCCGUCGCCUUCUCCUGCUCCCUCGCCGCGGAAUUCCGCAAGGUCAAGGAGAAGGACAUGAAGCUGGACGGCAGCCUCUGCUCGCUGCCCAGGAGCUCCGCGUUCGAGCUGGGCGUCGCCGCCAUCGCCUUCCUCUUCGUGGCGCAGCUCGUGGGCACCACGGCGGCGGUGAGCACCGCGUGCGCCGCCGAGCCCAAGAAGAGGCAGAGCUCCGCCGCCCGAGGGCGCGUCGCGUUCGUCGCCCUCCUGGCCCUCUCAUGGCUGAGCUUCGCGGUGGCCGUGGUCCUGCUGGCGACGGCCGCGAGCAUGAACCACGGGCAGCGGUACGGGCGCGGGUGGCUGGACGGCGACUGCUACGUCGCCAGGAGCGGCGUGUUCGGCGGCGCGGCGGCCCUGGUCGUCGUCACGGCGCUCAUCACCCUCGGCCUCACCUUCGCGACCGAAUCGGCCGCGGGGGCCAUGGCGACAACGCCCGCGUCGUCACCGGCGACGCGCGCGAGGAUACGUGUCGACGCGGCGUCGGCGGACGCGGAACAACCGGGCGGGCGAUCCAGGCAAUGAGGCAAGCAGGCAGGCAGGCUGGCAGUGGCAGGGGCGCGGCGCGGGGCGGGCCAACCGGAGGCGGCGGGUGAGCGGCAACGCUCGUUCCGGCUGCAAAAGGCCACGCCCGCGUGGACAACGGAAAGUGGCAGGCGCUCGCCGCCGGACCCGACGGGUGGGACCGCGGGGGGGCGGAUGGAUUAUGGAUAUACCGCUGGUUGGUUGGAUAUUUAGCAGCCGCGACAGAGGGUACAUACAUUACCGUUUACUGUCCUCUUACUGACACGAUCGUCUAACAUGUAAAUGACGCUAAGCGAUCAUUGCAAAAAAAAAAAUUGCAAAGAUAAACCAUACGGAAAUUACCACUUUGUUACAGCUGAGUGUUGAGUGUUUGUGUGCAUGUGCACCAACCUGGUGCUAGUGGUGGUGGGGAAUGGGCAUGUUCAGCCUGGCGCCUUGAUUGGAUGACCUGGACACUGUACUGUGAUUGGUGACAAUAAUACUACAUUGAAAAUUUGAAAUGAUCAAA